AUAUCAAUGAUAAAUCAGAAGAAAGACAUAAAAUAAACAAGCCACAAAACAUAACUCAGCCAUCAUUACAUAAAUAAAUCAGUCUCAAAGAAUACUAAAUCAGUCACAAUUACCUUCUAUAAAUCAGUCGUUAAGGAUCCUAAAUCAGCCGUAACGAAUACUAACUCAAACUCGGACAAAACAUAUAUCUAACUCACAGCAUUAAUUAUACUCACUCAAAUACUCGAAAAACUCAGAGCAAAGCCUCGAAAUAUACCAGAGAAUACGAUUACGGAGAUUUGAGGAGACCACCAAUCUGAAGAAGAAGCUUACGGACACACGAUUUCAGAGAAACGGAGACUAGAGAAGAAGAUUACGGAGAUUAUUUCAGAGAAGCCGCUUUGCCGAGAAGAGUUGUAGUGAACACGAUUUCGAAAACAGUUAGGGUUUAGUGGGAGAACAGUCUCGGAGAAGUUAAUGAUCGUCGUUUGAUUUUCCUUCGUGUUAAGUGACGUGGUAUCAUUACUUCUGAUGUGGAUUUUCAAAUUAAAAUUACUAGGGUUCUAAAAACACUCUAGUCAUUUUCAAAAGAUUUGUAUUAGUCUAGUCAUUACCUCACUUUUUUGUAUUAGUCUAGUAAUUUUUUCUUUCAUUAAUGACAACCUUAGAAAAGAGUACUAUUUAUUUUCUUGGUCACAAAUAAUUAACAUUUUGAUAUAAAAACAUUCCAAAGUUAUAUUAUCCACUCAAAUGUUAUCAUCUCUACUCAGAAUUUGCUUUCUCAACGUCCAAAAAAAUUGGUCCUUUCUUUCUUUUUUUCCUUGAAGAUAUUUAACCAAACUGAAAAGAAUACAUUAGGAAACAAAAGCCAGCUCUUUCGAAGAGAUGAAAGUGAAGGUGAGAUGGUCGAUACGUAUCUGACCAUGUAUUCUUUUCAGUUUGGUUUAAUAUCAUUGAGAAAAAAAUCUAUACUAUUAAAAGGGAAGAAAUCCUUAAAAAUCUACCUAUAAAAUGUUACUGCACAUUUUCAUUAACUAAUAAUAUUUUUGGUCUAACAUAAUAUUUCCCUAAUUAUCUCUAACAAUACUGUAGUAUUAAAGCUCUAACUAUAUAGUAGUAUUAAAGCUAUUAUCCAUUCAUAUGCAUUUAAUAGUAUAACACAUUAAAUAAUUACAUUUUCUGAGUAUAUUGAUGAUCGUAGCGAUCACUUAUGUUUCCAUGAAAUUCAUAUACAUUUAAUAGUAUAGAUAUCACAUCAAAUAAAACCGAUCAUAUACAUUUAAUUGUAUUACACAUCAAAUAAAUACCAUUUCUAUAAUAUGAUAGCAAUGACUUUUAUUACCAGCCAAGCUCUAUAACUUCUGAUUUUUCCUCUUCGACCUAUAUCAUUAAUAAAAAACAAUAAACAACCUAUAACAUAGUCUUCGAGUUACAAAAAAAAAACAUAGUAUUCAAAUCUCAAAAUUAAAAAUUCAACCAACGAACACCAUAGUGUCUUCUCAAAACUAUUUGAAUAAUUUUAUACCAAACUAGGACUUUGGCUACAAAUAAAUAAAUAUUAUUAUAAAAUUAACUUCGAAUCUAAAUUAAAGAAAAGAGAUAAAUUUUAUAAUACAUUAACACUAAUAAAAAUAAAAUAAUAUUUAAAUAUAACUACAAAUUAGAUUUUGUAAAAUAUUUCAUGUGAUACACUUCUUCUCUAAAAUAUUUUAUCACUUAACAUUAAGGUUGUUAUGCAAUAAUGUAGGUCUAUAUUGGGUUUGGAUCUGUUCUUUUGGAUCUGGUUUGGUUGAUUCUAUAAUUCAAACAUCUAUAAAAUAUAUGUAAUUUUGGUACAAAAUAGGUUCGGAUCAGUUCGGGUAUUUAGGACCAGAAAAGAUUCAAAGUACUUGAAAUCCUUAAAAAGAUAAAACACGAAAAUUUAAACAAACACCUGAAAAUAUUCAAAUAUCCAAAAACCAAAAUUAUCUGAAGAACCAUAAAUAUCCAAAGUUUUAUUCGAAUACCCAAAAUAUAACUUUGAAAUUUCACCGAAACCCGAAACUAUAACCGAAAAUCCGAAUCUAAAACUUAAAAAUUUCUAUAAUACUCAAAACAAUUUGAAAUACCCAAAUAUACAUAAUAUACACAAAAUAUUCAAGUACUUUGGGUACCCGACUCGAACAGAGACCUGCGGGUCCAAAAGAAAAAAGCCAAUAUGUAGUUUACUCGAUUUCGGACCCGAACAUGUAUUUUCGUGUUGGUUUCGAUUCAGUUUUUUGAAUCCGAGAAAAAUGUCUAUGCCUAAGAGACAGUUCAUAAGAGUGUACAUACAAAAUCUCACAUAAAGUACUUCAUAAAUUAUAUAUUUUUAACAAAUUUUCAUAUUCGAUAUAAUACGACUUUAUAAAUAUAAAAAUCAUAGAAGAUUAAUUCAUAUCAAACUUUGUUUAUAACCAAAAGAAACCCGCGCUUUCGAAGCGCUGGUCAAAAUCUAGUUAGUCAUUAAAAAUAGAGAAAUUCUCUAAAAUAGUUUUUUUAAAGUUUUCACAAAAUAGCUUUUAAUAAGGAAAAUGACAAAAACAAAUUUUAUUAAAGAGUAAAAAUACAUAUAUCCUAGAGUUGGCUAAUCUAGACUUAGUGUUUAAGGUUAAGGGGUGGGAUUUUGAAGAUAUAGCUUCAAAUUUUUAAAAAAAUAUUAAAAUUAAAUUUUCUAUUUUGGUCAUUUUUUUUAUUGAGUGUUAUUUUGUGAUAAAAACUUAAAAAUGAUUAUUUGAGAGAAUUUUCCUAACAUAUGUAUUAUUAAUCUUUUUAUUGUAUAUAAGAAAGUGAAGGUGAGAUGAUGGUGUAUGUUGAAACCAUACAACUACUUUUGACAAGCUCAUACUUCCUAGUUCCUACAAGCAGCUGCCAAUGAUGUCUACUAUCUCAGAUCUCUUUACCAACACCAAUAUUACUCCUAACGCACUUCUCGUUCUCACUACCAUCUUGACAGUUCUGUGGUUCCUCUUCAAGCGCUCGCCACAACCGCCGCUACCACCUGGACCGCGAGGGUUACCUAUUGUCGGAAACCUCCCAUUUCUUGACGCGGACCUUCACACAUACUUCACAACUAUCGCUCAGAAACACGGUCCGAUCUUCAAACUCAAACUCGGCUCAAAACUAACCGUUGUUGUGAACUCUCCAUCGCUGGCUCGAGAGAUCUUGAAAGACCAAGACAUCAAUUUCUCAAACCGAGAUGUCCCUCUCACUGGCCGGGUCGCUACCUAUGGUGGUCUCGACAUCGUUUGGCUACCAUACGGUGCUGAAUGGAGAAUUCUCAGAAAACUUUGCGUUACCAAGCUGCUUAGCCGCAAGACUUUGGAAUCUUUCUACGAGCUUCGACGCCAAGAAGUCCGUGAAAGAACGAGAUUUUUAUACCAGCAAAGUCAAGAAAAAUCGGCGGUGAAUGUCGGAGACCAACUGUUCUUGACGAUGAUGAAUCUAACGAUGAAUAUGUUGUGGGGAGGAUCGGUGAAAGCGGAGAAUAUGGAGAGCGUUGGAGCAGACUUCAAAGGAGUCAUUUCUGAGAUGAUUAGGCUUUUGGGUGAGCCUAAUGUUUCGGAUUUUUUUCCUUGGCUAGCUAGAUUCGAUCUUCAAGGGCUUGUGAAGCAGAUGCGUGUGUGUGCUCACCAGCUCGAUGCCAUAUUCGAAGGAGCCAUCAAGCAGAUGCAAAAGCUAGGACGUAAAGAUGAUGAUGAAUGCAAAGAUUUUUUGCAACAUUUGAUGAAGUUAAAGGACCAAGAAGUUAAUUCGGAGACUCCCAUUACAGUUAACCAUGUCAAAGGCGUACUUACGGAUAUGGUGACUGGUGGUACUGAUACCUCUACAAACACAAUAGAGUUUGCGAUGGCCGAGCUUAUAAGCAACCCAAAGUUGAUGAAGAGAGCGCAACAAGAGCUAGACGAAGUUGUAGGAAAAGAAAACAUUGUUGAAGAAUCACACAUCACUGAACUUCCUUACAUACUAGCCAUAAUGAAAGAAACACUUAGACUUCAUCCAACCAUUCCUUUGUUAGUCCCUCACCGUCCAGCUGAAACUGCCGUGGUGGGCGGUUACGCUAUCCCUAAAGACACUAAAGUUUUCAUCAAUGUUUGGUCUAUCCAAAGAGACCCAAACGUGUGGGAGAAUCCGACUGAGUUUCGUCCCGAGAGAUUUCUUGAUAAUAAGUCUUGCGAUUUUACUGGAACUGAUUACAGCUUUCUUCCAUUUGGAUCUGGCCGGAGAAUUUGCGCCGGUGUAGCACUCGCCGAGAGGAUGGUUUUGUACACUCUCGCGACGCUAUUACAUUCGUUCGACUGGAAGAUUCCGGAAGGAUGUGUGUUGGAUUUGGAAGAGAAGUUUGGGAUUGUCUUGAAGCUCAAGACCCCUCUUGUUGCCUUGCCGGUUCCGAGGUUGUCCGACUCGAAUCUUUAUCAAUAGAUACUAAGAUCUUUGUAUUUAGCAAUUCUUAUUCAAAACCAAAAAGUAUUAAUUGCUUUCUUUCAGAGUUAAAGUACUAUGUACUCUGUGUUCUCUAA
Molecule: messenger RNA, 4517 nt
Organism: Brassica rapa (field mustard)
Lineage: Eukaryota; Viridiplantae; Streptophyta; Magnoliopsida; Brassicales; Brassicaceae
Product: flavonoid 3'-monooxygenase CYP75B137-like
Molecular function (GO): heme binding; oxidoreductase activity, acting on paired donors, with incorporation or reduction of molecular oxygen; iron ion binding
Source: RefSeq, a predicted model, not a curated record